This is a messenger RNA of Letharia lupina, 1245 nucleotides long. RefSeq lists its product as uncharacterized. The record is from RefSeq and is a predicted model, not a curated record. The coding region runs from base 1 to 1245 and encodes 414 amino acids. Gene Ontology annotation, molecular function: glucan endo-1,3-alpha-glucosidase activity. The transcript has a single exon. NCBI's taxonomy places the organism in Eukaryota, Fungi, Ascomycota, Lecanoromycetes, Lecanorales, Parmeliaceae.
AUGGUCUUCGCCCACUACAUGAUUCAAUUCGCACCCCCAGGUCUGAACGGAAACCCAAAUCCAGACUAUAGCACAGACAUCAACAUGGCCAAGGCCGCCGGCUUCGACGCCUUCGCCGUUGACUACACAGACAAUGCUGCCCUUUUCGCCACCAACCUCGACAUCCUCUACCACACCGCCUCAACUCUAGGCUUCAAGCUCUUCCUCACAAUCGACACCACCACCAUGUACGACGUAGCCCAGGUCGUCAACAUCACAAGCUUCUACGCCAACAGUCCUGCCCAGCUCAAAGACGGAGCCGGCAACAUCUUCCUCAGCUCCUUCGAAGUCAACCCCCCAGGUUGGAACUGGCAAACCGACGUCAUCGACCAGUUAAACAUACAAAACAUUGGCGUCAACUUCCUCCCCGGCUCCCUCGGUCAGGACGGCGCAUACGAGGCCUCGCUCCCCGACCGUGGCACAGGCCUCUUCACCUGGAUCCAUCCUGCCCUCUCCGCCUCUGAAGAAGCUGCCGUCGACCAAACCUUCGCCGACGCGCGCGACUCCAGCGGCAAGCCCUGGAUGGCAGGCGUAGCCCCAUGGUUCUUCAAGCGUCUCGCCAGUGACACCAAUUGGCUGAACGCGCAAGACUCCAACAUCUACAUCGACCGCUGGGUAGAGCUGUUGAAGCUAAAGCCCGACUACAUCGAAGUCAUCUCUUGGAAUGACUUUGGCGAAUCUCACUACAUCGGCCCCGCGGACAGUACCCCCGAGGCUGAACUCAUGCUGCCGAGCAAAGCCGACUAUUACGGCAACCUCGACCACAGCGCUUUCCUCAAGAUGUCCACCUUCUUCAUCAACACAUACAAAGCCGGCGAGACCAACGUAACCGUCACAGCAGACGAAGAAGACGUCUUCUUCUUCUACCGUCCCCAGCCCGUCAACAACAUCCCCACCAAUGACACCUAUCUAGACAACGCCUGGCCUUUACCCGAGAACGCCUCGAGUAUUGCGGACAACGUCUACGUCGUGCCAUUCCUCUCCGAGCCAGCGACCAUUUAUCUCAGCUCCGGCGGGUAUAGCACGUCCAUGGACGCGCCGUCAUUCCUUAGCAAGAGUGCGAUCACGUUCAAUUCUCCCGCCAUGAUGGGCCAGCAGAUUUUGACCGCCAGUCGGCCCAUCAACGGCCAGACGCUUAACAAGACGGGUACCGUGGAUAUCACGAGCGGCGGGUCGAGGUACCAAGGGAACGUGGUUGCUAUCUAG